Molecule: messenger RNA, 4829 nt
Organism: Pundamilia nyererei
Lineage: Eukaryota; Metazoa; Chordata; Actinopteri; Cichliformes; Cichlidae
Product: brevican core protein-like
Exons: 16
Coding region: 317-4138 (1273 amino acids)
Biological process (GO): positive regulation of neuroblast proliferation; cell adhesion; glial cell differentiation
Cellular component (GO): perineuronal net; synapse
Molecular function (GO): hyaluronic acid binding
Source: RefSeq, a predicted model, not a curated record
CAGCUCACUCCGGACCGCUGCGCUGACUGCUCUCCCCUCACCCUGGUUCAUCCAAGUGACGCUCAGCAUGCGCCAUCUCCAUCCCGAUUGUUGGGUGAAAAAGUGGGCAGUUCAGGGUUUCAUAUCUGGCGUCACUUUCUCCAAACUCCCUCUUUUCUCCCCGAGCCUCUGAGUGUGCCGGUCCCAGCCACCGUUUACCUGCGCAGAGCAUCCAGAGCCGCUUUUCCCGUGACAGGACAGUCGCACUGCAGCACGCUGACAGGCGCUCACGGAAAAUACUCUUUACAGCAAAGAAGUGCAACCUGCAUCAGCUGAGAUGCUGCUGAGAGUCAUCCGACAUGUGCAGAUACUUCCACUUCUUUAUGCAGUCUGCCAUCUCACACUGGCCUUUCCCACCCAAACUCUACGGUACACAUACGAUGAGGUGGAGCAGCUCCACGUGAGCAUCCCCCACUCAGGACCAGUUGUUGCUCCACUGAGCAGCUCCAUUUCCAUCCCUUGUGUGGUGUCUCUGUCCCCCAUCUCCAACUCCACCUCCGCGACGCCUGUUGUACCGAGGGUCAAGUGGUCAGUCAUAUCAAGGGGGGUUGAAACGCAGAUCUUAGUGGUACGGGGUCACAAGGUGAAGGUCAAUGAAGCGUACCGAGACCGAGCGGCGUUGCUCAACUACACCUCCUUCCCUGAUGAUGCGUCACUUUGGUUGGGAGAUCUGCGCUCCAGCGACUCGGCUCACUACCGCUGCGAGGUGCAGCAGGGCCUGGAGGACGCCAGUGACCUCGUGGAGCUCAAGGUCAAAGGUGUUGUGUUCCACUACAGAGAUGCUUUGGGUCGGUAUGCCUUCACCUUCCAUCAGGCCCAGAGGGCUUGUGAGGCCAUCGGGGCACGAAUCGCCACCGCCGACCAGCUGCUUGCAUCUUAUUACGACGGAUAUGAGCAGUGUGACGCGGGCUGGCUCGCAGACCAGUCUGUCAGGUAUCCAAUCCAAGUGCCUCGUGAAGCCUGCUAUGGAGACAUGGAUGGGCAACCAGGAGUGAGAAACUAUGGGACAAUGGAUCCAGAUGAUCUGUUCGAUGUUUAUUGUUAUGUAGACGAAAUUAAUGGGGAGGUUUUCCAUGACUUCAUCCCACAGCAAUUAACAUUUAAUGAAGCGCAGUCGUACUGCAGAGCUGCAGGGGCAGAGCUGGCUACAACAGCACAGCUUUACUUGGCUUGGAGUGAAGGACUGGACCAUUGCAGCCCUGGCUGGCUGUCUGAUGGCAGCGUACGGUACCCCAUCAUAACCCCAAGGGAACGCUGUGGGGGUGCUCUGCCUGGCGUCAAAACUCUCUACCAAUUCAGCAACCAGACUGGCUUCCCAGAGCCAUCCAGCCUUCAUGAUGUUUACUGUUUCAAAGAAAACAGAAAUGCUUCCACUGACUCUCCGAUGGAUUAUGUGGGCACAGAACCUGAAGACAUUGAACACAAUGUUGUUAUUCUUACGGAAAAAUAUCAAGAAAUUCAGUUGAACCAACUAGCAGAACAAGUGGAGCGAGAGGCCCAGAGCAUGCUUGAAUCAUUGCCUUAUUUUACUGUCUCUGUAACUACAGAAAGCCCGGUUGAUACACACCCAAUGCUGAUAUCAGACACAACAGAGUCUCCCCUCCACACAACGCCUACACUACACGAGCCGCUCGACCAAACUUUAUCUCCCACAGAAAUGAGCUACGAUUCCCAGCAUCCUACAGCACUGAUGAGCAGCACUAUCACAGAAACCCACAAUUCAGCAGAGAACACAUCAUUUCUGCCCACUGAUUACAAUGAAACAUAUUCCAGCCAGAACUCGAGUCUCACCUUUCAGCAGUCUGAAAGACCCACAUUUGAGCCUGAGAUGCAGAACCAGACAGAGCCAGACACAAAUAUUGAAGUAAACACAGAGCCAUCUGGAACUCUGAAUGAGACCAAAGAAGUACAACAGACCACCCUGUCUUUUAACAAAUCAGAACCCAACUACAGUGAGACCGACAGCAACCGUUCUAAAGAGGACAGUUUAUUGGAGGCUACUACUUUAACCCUUAACCCCAUGGUUGAAGUGGAGCUGGAGGAGACCCGUGUAGACCCUGAGCAGAUGUUUCCCCCAACUGAGGCCUCAAAAGAAGAAGAAGAAGAGGCAACACUUCUUACACAAUUAUCCCAAACUACUGAAUCUACUCCGGAGGUGCUAACCUCAGUGUGGGCUCCUUUGGAUGGUUCUGGAGAUAUUUCUGAAGAAAGCAAACUCGAUAUGAGUCCAGCCAGUUUCAUCUCCACAUCAGAUUCCUCAACUUCUGGCUUCACCACUCACCCAUCUCCCAUUGCUUCUGCCAGCAGCACCCAUGCUGAACCUCAGACAGUGGUUCCACAUUUGACAGCCUCAUCUCAGUCACCCCUUUCUGACAAACUGGGCUUGGAUAUUCUUUCUACAGCCUCACAGCUGUGGGAGUCCCCCAACUCUAAACAGGAGGGAAGUGCAAGCUUAGAAAUUGAAGACACGCUCAGUUUGGAAAAUGAGGAUAAAAUGCUGCCCACAGCAAAAUCUGAAGACCUGCAAGUGUCUGGAGCAAGUUCAGUUACCACUCGCUCUCCAGACAUCUCAAACACUUCUCACUCAUCCACCAGUUCGCCCACAGCACUAUAUCUAACAUCAGGCUACAGAAUGUAUUUGGAUACUGUGACCGAUACUUAUGAAGAAGCAAGUGGUCAUGUACCUGAUACACUUAGGACCACCCUUCAAGAAGACAUAAAAUUUGCUCCAACCUUUGAAGGUGAAGUGUCUUUAACUCUUGAAGAGGAAGCCAACAUUUCCGUUUCUCUGGAAAAAGAAAUAAAAAUUUCCCCAACCCUUGCUCUUCAAAAAGAAGCAAAUGUUUCUUUAAAUUUUGAAGAAGAGAACAUUGUUUCUCCAACGGUUGAUUUUGAAGAAAAUGUUUCCUCAGCCCAUGAAAGUAAUGCUGUCCCAACUGCUGUUUUUAAAGAUGAAGAAGCUAAUAUUACUUCUCAAACAUCCAAGUGGGAUCUGUUGACCAGCACAACUCAACCCCAAGAAUCUCGCAAUGAGUACAGCCAAAAAACCUCCACAGCAGCUUCAAGUUCUUCUCGAGGUACAAAGCCCACAAAGACGACCACUGUCGCCACCACAACCACAACCGCAGCUACCACCACCACCACCACCACACACCGGUCCAGACACACCUGGAGCCCAACCACCACCACCCCCAAAAUGUUGAUACCACCAGUGGGUCACGCUCUGGAAGAUGUUGACAUUACUUUCACCCAGCCGCCAACUCUGCUUAUCAUGCCCAAUGAGAGGGCAGCCGUAGGCGGUACUGGGAAAUCAUCAGAUGCCUGUUUGCUCAACCCCUGUCUUAACGGAGGCACCUGCACGGACAGAGGUGGUCACAUUAAAUGCCUCUGUUUGCCGACGUAUGAAGGAAACUUCUGUCAGGCCGACCGGGAGCGAUGUGAACCGGGCUGGGAUAAAUUUCACGGUUUCUGCUAUCGUCACUUCAGCCAGCGUCUGAGCUGGGAGGCUGCAGAGCAGCAUUGCCGCAUGAUGGGAGCUCACCUGGUGUCCAUAAUAACCCCUGAAGAACAGGCUUACAUCAACAACAACUACAAGGAAUACCAGUGGACCGGUCUGAAUGACAAGACCAUUGAGAAUGAUUUCCACUGGUCUGAUGGGAACCCACUGCUUUAUGAGAAUUGGUACAGGGGUCAGCCAGACAGCUACUUUCUCUCCGGAGAGGACUGUGUGGUGAUGGUGUGGCACGAUAACGGACGCUGGAGCGAUGUGCCCUGCAACUAUCACCUUUCAUACACCUGCAAGAAAGGCACCUCCUCCUGUGGACCACCACCAAGGGUCAGAAAUGCCUCCAUAUAUGGAAAAGCUCGACAGACUUACGAGACCAACGCCGUGGUGCGCUAUCGAUGCGCAGAGGGCUUCCAGCAGAGGUUUAACCCCCUGAUCAGGUGUCUGUCUGGAGGGUUCUGGGAGAGGCCGCAGAUCCUCUGCUUGACUGAAGACGGGGGCCUGCCGUCAAUGACCAACAACGAUUUUGCUGCAGCCGAAGAUGAUUUUGAGGCCACUAAAGCGACGCUGCAGUACUGGGACAUCAGGUUCUAAAAGUCAGCUGUGCUCUUCUUGUCUUGCUUUCUCAAACUUUGUUACUGUAACGUGACAGGGUGUAAAGAAUCAGGUGCUUUUUACCAAUGAACCAAUCAAAACAGGAUAAAAAAAACCCCACAGACGCACAAAAAGACACAAAGCAAAACUUCCCACCAGCCAAUGAGAACAAGACUGAGUGCACAGGCAGGGAGAUGAAACGCCCUAUUUCUUGUCCUUUGUAAUAUUUUCUACCGUGUUUGGAUAAGUAUGCUUUAAAUAGUUAGCAAAAAAAAAAUCAAAAAUUCUCCCAGUGAUUCCCUGUUAAAUCCCUUUGACUGAAAAGAAAUAAAUGUGUGAACUGUUUGUUACCAGGUCAGCUCUAAAUCUAUUUUUUCUCAUUGUUAUAUCAAGAACCUUUUUAACAAAAUGGUGCUAAAGUCUUUGAGACAUUUGUAAAGUAUCCAGUAGAAAUGUUUUGCUGUUCUUUGUGUCGUCUUCCUUCUUUGUCAAAGAUUCCUAAAACUCCAAAGUGAACCUUCAACAAACGCUCAAUAAAUACUGUACAUAGAUUCCUUUUCAAAUGAUGUCCGCAUUUUCCAGAGAGAAACUUUUCGUGUCCGGCAGACGCAGUUUUGUUCGUCAGCUUUAUGUUGUAAUAAAGUUUUGUAGAACAGAGCAAAGAAUAAAGCUUUCUCCUAUUUCACCUUCA